Molecule: messenger RNA, 3584 nt
Organism: Perognathus longimembris pacificus (Pacific pocket mouse)
Lineage: Eukaryota; Metazoa; Chordata; Mammalia; Rodentia; Heteromyidae
Gene: Uba1
Product: ubiquitin like modifier activating enzyme 1
Exons: 26
Coding region: 198-3374 (1058 amino acids)
Biological process (GO): protein sumoylation
Cellular component (GO): SUMO activating enzyme complex; cytoplasm
Molecular function (GO): SUMO activating enzyme activity
Source: RefSeq, a predicted model, not a curated record
GCAGCCGCCAUCUUGUGUUGGCGGAGUGGAGGUGGCAGGGACAACCACAUCCACCACGGGGGGAGGAGAAGGCGGCGGCGGAGGCGAUUCCAGGCGGCCCAGGCGGCGGGGAGGAGGAAAAAGAGAAAGGUGGCGGCCGAGCUUGGCUUCGGCUCCUUGAGGAGUUGGCGGCGGCGCGACCCGGGGAACCGGCAUUGAUGUCCAGCUCGCCGCUGUCCAAGAAACGUCGCGUGUCCGGGCCUGAUCCAAAGCCGGGUUCUAACUGUUCCCCUGCCCCGUCCGUGUUGUCUCAAGUACCCUCAGUGCCAACCAACGGAAUGGCAAAGAACGGCAGUGAAGCAGACAUAGAUGAGGGCCUUUACUCCCGGCAGUUGUAUGUGUUGGGCCAUGAGGCAAUGAAACGGCUCCAGACAUCCAGUGUCCUAAUCUCAGGCCUGCGGGGCUUAGGUGUGGAGAUCGCUAAGAACAUCAUUCUUGGUGGAGUCAAGGCUGUCACCCUACAUGACCAAGGCACUGCCCAGUGGGCUGACCUGUCAUCCCAGUUUUACUUGCGGGAAGAAGACAUUGGAAAAAACCGAGCUGAAGUGUCUCAGCCCCGCCUUGCUGAACUCAACAGCUAUGUUCCUGUCACUGCCUAUACUGGUCCACUGGUUGAGGACUUCCUUAGUGGCUUCCAGGUGGUAGUCCUCACCAACUCCCCACUUGAGGACCAGCUGCGAGUGGGUCAGUUCUGUCAUAAUCAUGGUAUCAAGCUGGUGGUAGCAGAUACUCGAGGCCUAUUUGGGCAGCUUUUCUGUGACUUUGGAGAGGAAAUGGUCCUCACAGAUCCCAAUGGGGAACAGCCACUCAGUGCUAUGGUUUCUAUGGUCACAAAGGACAACCCCGGUGUGGUUACCUGCCUAGAUGAGGCCCGACAUGGAUUUGAGAGUGGCGACUUUGUCUCCUUUUCAGAAGUACAGGGCAUGACUCAACUCAAUGGGAGUCAUCCCAUAGAGAUCAAAGUUCUGGGUCCUUACACCUUUAGUAUCUGUGACACCUCUAACUUUUCUGACUACAUUCGUGGAGGCAUCGUCAGUCAGGUCAAAGUACCUAAGAAGAUUAGCUUUAAAUCAUUGCCUGCCUCACUGGAGGAACCUGAUUUUGUGAUGACUGACUUCGCCAAAUAUUCUCGCCCUGCUCAGCUGCAUAUUGGCUUUCAAGCCUUGCACCAAUUCUGUGCUCAGCACAACCGGCCUCCUCGGCCCCGCAAUGAGGAGGAUGCAACAGAGCUUGUAGCCCUAGCACAGGCUGUGAAUGCUCAUGCCCUGCCUGUGGUACAGCAGGAGAACUUGGAUGAGGACCUUCUCCGGAAACUGGCCUAUGUGGCUGCUGGGGAUCUGGCGCCCAUAAAUGCUUUCAUUGGAGGUCUAGCAGCCCAGGAAGUCAUGAAAGCCUGCUCUGGGAAGUUUAUGCCUAUUAUGCAGUGGUUGUACUUCGAUGCCCUUGAGUGUCUUCCUGAGAACAAAAAUGUCCUCACGGAAGAGAAAUGUCUCCCGCGGCAGAACCGUUAUGAUGGGCAGGUAGCUGUAUUUGGCUCUGACCUACAAGAGAAGCUGGGCAAGCAGAAGUACUUCCUGGUCGGUGCUGGGGCCAUUGGCUGUGAACUGCUCAAGAACUUUGCUAUGAUUGGGCUGGGCUGCGGGGAGGAAGGAGAAAUUGUCAUCACAGAUAUGGACACCAUUGAAAAGUCAAAUUUGAACCGGCAGUUUCUGUUCCGGCCCUGGGAUGUCACGAAGUUAAAGUCUGACACAGCCAGUGCAGCAGUACGCCAGAUGAAUCCACAUAUCCGGGUAAUAAGCCACCAGAACCGCGUGGGUCCUGACACAGAGCGCAUUUAUGAUGAUGAUUUCUUCCAAAACUUGGAUGGAGUAGCUAAUGCCUUGGACAAUGUGGAUGCCCGCAUGUACAUGGACCGCCGCUGCGUGUACUACCGGAAGCCACUGCUAGAGUCAGGAACACUGGGCACCAAGGGCAAUGUGCAGGUGGUGAUCCCCUUUCUGACAGAGUCGUACAGCUCCAGCCAGGAUCCACCAGAGAAGUCCAUCCCCAUCUGUACCCUGAAAAACUUCCCUAAUGCCAUUGAGCACACAUUGCAGUGGGCUCGGGAUGAGUUUGAAGGCCUCUUCAAGCAGCCAGCAGAAAACGUCAACCAGUACCUCACAGACCCCAAGUUUGUGGAGCGGACAUUGCGGCUGGCGGGUACCCAGCCUUUGGAGGUGCUGGAGGCCGUGCAGCGCAGCCUGGUGCUACAGCGACCACAGACCUGGGCCGACUGUGUGACCUGGGCCUGCCACCACUGGCACACCCAGUACUCUAACAACAUCCGGCAGCUGUUGCACAACUUCCCUCCCGACCAGCUUACAAGCUCAGGAGCUCCAUUCUGGUCUGGGCCUAAACGCUGUCCACACCCACUUGCUUUUGAUGUCAACAAUGCCUUGCAUCUGGACUAUGUGAUGGCGGCUGCCAACCUUUUUGCCCAGACCUAUGGGUUAAUGGGGUCUCGGGACCGAGCGGCUGUAGCCACACUCCUGCAAUCAGUGCAGAUCCCUGAGUUCACCCCCAAAUCUGGAGUCAAGAUCCAUGUUUCUGACCAGGAGCUACAGAGUGCCAAUGCCUCUGUCGAUGACAGCCGUCUAGAGGAGCUCAAGGCUACACUGCCUAGCCCAGACAAGCUUAUUGGAUUCAAGAUGUACCCUAUUGACUUUGAGAAGGAUGACGACAGCAACUUCCAUAUGGAUUUCAUUGUGGCUGCAUCUAACCUCCGGGCAGAAAACUAUGACAUUCCCCCUGCAGAUCGGCACAAGAGCAAGCUGAUUGCAGGGAAAAUCAUACCAGCCAUUGCCACAACCACAGCGGCUGUGGUUGGCCUUGUGUGUCUGGAAUUAUACAAGGUAGUGCAGGGGCACCGACAACUUGACUCCUAUAAGAAUGGUUUUCUCAACUUGGCCCUGCCCUUCUUUGGUUUUUCUGAACCCCUUGCUGCACCUCGCCACCAGUACUAUAACCGAGAAUGGACAUUGUGGGAUCGCUUCGAGGUGCAGGGACUACUGCCUAAUGGUGAGGAGAUGACCCUCAAACAGUUCCUUGACUACUUUAAGACAGAGCACAAAUUAGAGAUCACUAUGCUGUCCCAAGGUGUGUCAAUGCUGUAUUCUUUCUUCAUGCCAGCUGCCAAGCUCAAGGAACGAUUGGAUCAGCCGAUGACAGAGAUCGUAAGCCGUGUGUCGAAGCGAAAGCUGGGCCGCCAUGUGCGGGCGCUGGUGCUUGAGCUGUGCUGCAACGACGAAAGCGGCGAGGAUGUUGAAGUUCCCUAUGUACGAUACACCAUCCGCUGACCCUUGUGGAUUUCUUCUAGGCUGGCCCCACUCUCUCCUUUCCCAGCCUUCUUCCACCCCUGGUUCCCAUUUGACCUCUGGCAGUGGUACAGCUAGCCAAGCCUGGUGUUCCCUCAUCACCCUUUACCUGAACCCCUAUUGCCACUGCUUUCUACCUAUUUGAAACCUAAAUCCUAAUAAAAAAAAAUACCAACCCAGAAGUGGCCUGCU